CCACAUUUUCUUCCACACAUACACUUGUCAUCACCUUUCUCCUCUUUCUCACUCCUUUCUCUCUCUCUCUCAACUUCCAAUUUCCCCGGUUCAGCCCCGAUGACACCGCCAUACUCCUCGAAGGCGACGCCGCGAUCUCCGUCGGAAAAAUGGAGCUCAACAUGGUCAGCUACAUCUUCCGCGUCGGCCGAGUUAUCUACAACGGAAAGUUUCAAAUGCCUACAGGUGCCUCUAUGGAGCUCCUCCAGCUCCGCAGAUUUCACCACCCGUUUCUCCUUCACCAUCGACACACGGAAAAAUCCGCUGUACGGCAGCGGCCUUGCCUUCUUCCUCGCGCCAGCCGGGUUCCAGAUCCCGCCCAACUCCGGGGGCGGCUUCUUAGGCCUCUUCAACACCACCACCACCGGCUCCCCGCGAAACCAGAUCCUCUCCGUGGAGUUCGACACCUACGCAAACCCCGAGUGGGACCCGCCUCACCAGCACGUGGGGAUCAACAAGAACUCCAUCGCCUCCUCCGUCACCACGCCGUGGAACUUCACAUCGCACGACGGAGAGGCCGCGGAUGUUUGGAUUGUCUACGUCGCGGCCGCUAAGAACUUGACCGUUUUCUAUAGCUACAAUGGCGCCCCCAAUUCAAGCCUUUCGUAUCAAGUGGACAUCAGAGAGGUUCUACCUCAGUGGGCCACGGUUGGGAUCUCUGCAGCCACGGGACCCAACGUCGAACACAACAUUCUCCAUUCGUGGGAGUUCACUUCGAGUUUGGAUAUCGAAGAGAGUUUAGAUAUCGAAGGGAAUAGGAAGAUAGCAGUAGCACUGAUAGUGGGCUUGGCUAUAGGGGCGUUUGCUUUGAUAACCGUAGCUGUAUUAGCAUGUGCACUGGUGAAGAAACGGAGAGCAAAGAAAACCCAAAACAGAACUUAUUCGAGAACGAUAGGAGAUGAUGAUCUCGAAAGAGCAACGGGGCCACGAAGAUUUUCCUACCAAGAGCUUGCUUCGGCCACAAACAACUUCUCUGAAGCCAGGAAACUAGGAGAGGGAGGAUUCGGAGGCGUUUACAAAGGACACCUCGUAGAUUUAGAUAUCCCGGUUGCCGUGAAGAGAAUCUCCAAGGAAUCUCGGCAAGGGAAGAAGGAGUACAUCGCGGAGGUGAAGACCAUAGGCAUGUUGCGCCACAGGAACCUGGUGCGACUGAUUGGUUGGUGCCACGGCCAGGGCAAGUUCAUGCUCGUUUACGAGUUCAUGCCUAACGGAAGCCUGGACCGUCAUCUGUUCAGCAGAACUUCAAGUCUGCAAUGGAGUCUGAGAUACAGUAUAGCUAAGGGAUUGGCAUCCGCACUGCUCUACCUCCACGAGGAAUGGGAGCAGUGCGUGGUGCACAGGGACAUCAAGUCGAGCAAUGUGAUGCUGGAUUCCAACUUCAACAUCAAGCUAGGCGACUUUGGGCUGGCGCGGCUGAUGGAGCAUGGGAUCAACCCCAAGACCACAGGGAUAGCCGGGACGCUAGGGUAUCUAGCGCCCGAGUAUGUGAGCAGUGGCAGAGCCAGCAAGCGAUCGGAUGUGUUUAGCUUUGGGGUGGUGGCUCUGGAGAUUGCGACAGGAAGACGGUCGACAGAGCCGUUGGAUCAGAUAGGGUUGGUGGCAUGGGCUUGGGAUCUGUAUGGGAAUGGACAGAUUCUGUCAGGGGCGGAUGGGAGACUGGAAGGGGAGUUUGAUCGGAGGGAAGUGGAGUGCGUGAUGAUGGUGGGACUCUGGUGUGCUCAUCCUGACUGUAAUAUGAGGCCGUCGAUUCGACAAGCAAUCCAGGUUUUGAAUUUCGAGAAAGAGGGGCCUACACUUCCAUUCGAAAUGCCGACACCAGUAUAUCAUGCACCUGCUCUUGCUCCGCCUCCGGCUGGUACCUCAACAGAGCCUUUUAUCACCGUCUCUAGUGUCGAUAUUGGCAGAUAAACUCAUGUUGGUGUUUUAAGUCUUCAGUUAUAUUAUGGUGGUGUAUACACCACUAUAAUAAUUUGAGUAAUUCGUUAUAGUGUCUUUGUUUUCGUCUCUUCUUAUUUGUUUUGUUUUAUUCGAAUCGCACCUAAUUUGUAUUGUUUUAAUUUCAACGAAAUUGAAUUGUGAAAUGGGGUAUUUAGAUGA
Molecule: messenger RNA, 2136 nt
Organism: Salvia hispanica
Lineage: Eukaryota; Viridiplantae; Streptophyta; Magnoliopsida; Lamiales; Lamiaceae
Source: RefSeq, a predicted model, not a curated record